Molecule: messenger RNA, 2986 nt
Organism: Podarcis raffonei (Aeolian wall lizard)
Lineage: Eukaryota; Metazoa; Chordata; Lepidosauria; Squamata; Lacertidae
Gene: RHOU
Product: ras homolog family member U
Exons: 3
Coding region: 372-1205 (277 amino acids)
Biological process (GO): small GTPase-mediated signal transduction
Molecular function (GO): GTP binding; GTPase activity
Source: RefSeq, a predicted model, not a curated record
UCCGCCUGGGCUGCCUGUAGCGCCGCCUGCCGGCCGCCUCUCCUGCGCCUGGCUCCUCCCCUCCGGCUGCCCUCCGCCCUGCUCGGCUCGCUCACUCGCUCGCUCCCCGGGUCUCCUGGUGUAUUAUGUCAUCUGCAAGCGGAGCGCCCGGCCAGGCUCCCCGAGACGGCGCGCAGUGAGCGGCGGAGGAGCCGGGAGGCGCGUCUCUCGGGCGGCAGCGCUGUGCAGGGAUCCGGAGCUGCGCCGGCUGGGCGCUCCUGCCUAGGACGGCUCCCCUGGGCCGGCCGCGCCGCCGCGCCUGGCUUGCUUCCCCUCGUCCCCCGGUGGCUCCGCUGUCCUCGGAGGGGGUCUCCCGCCCGGGAGCCAGGCGGAUGCCGCCGCAGCAAGAGGGCGAGACGGGCUACAUCAGCAAGCCGCUGCCGGGCGGCUGCGAAGUGCCCCCGGUGCCUCCGCGGAGGGUCCGCAGCAGCCGGGCAGCGGCGCUGGGGGCCGCGCUGGGGAGCCGCUGCCGGGCCGGGGCGGGCGGCGGCGGCGGCGGGACUGGCGGCGGCGGCGGAGCCGAGCCUCGCCGCAGCAUCAAGUGCGUGCUGGUGGGAGACGGCGCGGUGGGCAAGACCAGCCUGGUGGUGAGCUACACCACCAACGGCUACCCCACGGAGUACAUCCCCACCGCCUUCGACAAUUUCUCAGCUGUUGUAUCCGUUGAUGGCCGGCCAGUGAGGCUCCAGCUCUGUGACACAGCUGGCCAGGAUGAAUUUGACAAGCUCCGGCCCCUGUGCUACACCAACACAGACAUCUUCCUGCUGUGCUUCAGCGUGGUGAGCCCUUCCUCUUUCCAGAACGUGAACGAGAAGUGGGUUCCUGAAAUCCGAUGCCACUGCCCCAAAGCACCCAUUAUCCUCGUUGGGACACAAUCGGACCUCCGGGAGGACGUCAAGGUCCUCAUUGAGCUGGACAAAUGCAAAGAAAAGCCCGUGGCGGAGGAGGCCGCGAGGCUCUGUGCCGAGGAAAUAAAAGCCGCCUCUUACAUCGAGUGCUCCGCUUUGACUCAGAAAAACCUCAAAGAAGUCUUUGAUGCAGCCAUUGUUGCUGGCAUUCAGUACUCGGAUACUCAGCAGCAGCCAAAGAAAUCGAAAAGCCGGACUCCAGACAAAAUGAAAAACCUCUCCAAAUCCUGGUGGAAAAAGUAUUGCUGUUUUGUAUAGUAUAUUUUGCAAAGGCUUUGAAAACAGCAGUUGGAUACUGGGAGCGGGUCAAAGCUAUAUUAGCUCAAAAUCUCUCUAUUCCAGAGCACACAGACUGAAUUCCACAGCUCUACAUGCUGCUAAAAGUCAUCCGUUGUCAUUGGAGGAGGAGGAGGUGGUGGUGGGAGGAGGACCUGAGGGAGCUGGUUGAUGUGCAUUAGGUGGAAGGUUCCCACCCGGAGUAAGUAGAGUUUCCUGUUGCCAAGGGACAACUACCCCACACUUCUGUGAAACCAGAAGCUGGGCCGAGGAAUUGACUCCAUGCAGAAGUGGGAGGAGCUGCAACAGAGGCCUCUGGUGCCAAGGCGACACAGAAACCAGGAAAAGACUAUAGGAGGACAGAGUUUGACAGGUGGAUGUUAGAAAAUGUGUGCUACUUAAUGACAUUUGGCUUCCCACGCACCCGUUUUCAGUCUUGCCAUCUUCAGAAACUAUAUCAUGCAUUCCAGAAACAUCCAUAGUUUCAUAAAUUUAGCAGAAUCUGCACGUAAAUCCUAUAUAUUUUUCUUAAGACGAUAUGCCUACUUCAUGCACAGUGUAGGGAUGUCUUAACACAAUGAGCUGCUUACAUAACUGCAUCUUAUUUGUAGAUCCCUGACUUACAGAUCUUUUACAUGGUGUAAAUGUGCAUGCUUGCCAAAUUAUAAAAAAUAAUGAUGAUGAUGAUAUUUUGAAUAGCCUUGGGUUGCUUUUCUAUUUCUAGAGACCCCAUGACAGGUUUUUUAUCAAUUUAUAAAGGAUGUAAUCCUCCCCUUAAACGAUGCACCAAAUACCUGUGAAAUGUAUGUAUCUGAUGGUCUAAGUCAAUGUGAUGAUGUUUUCUACAAGAUAAUCUCAACUAAUUACAUUAUAGUCUUUUUCACAUAGUCAGGUACCACACAUUUAUGUACCUUAGAUAGGGCCAUCUUUCUGCAUGAUGGAAUUCAGUGCCUAUCAAUAUAAGGUGAGGUGGGAUUAGAACAAGCUAUCAGUCAUAAGCAGUAGGAAAUCCAUCCAUUGAUGCCAAUGGAAAAGUCUUCCAGGUAAAUGCAUGGCCAUAGGAAUUGGUCCUGAUUCAAAAUAUACCAAAUCUGUCCCUGUCAAUUUUCAUGUAGUGAUUUAAAUAUUUUUUUUAAAAUGAUCACAAAUGCAGGCUAGCAGUGGUAGUAACUACCUGGGCUGCAUGCUUGGUCAUGAUUUCUUAUGGUCUUCCAUAUUGCUUUGAACAAAAUGAACAUUAGCCGACAUGCAACACAUUUUGGUGGUGACCCAAAUCCCUUUCAAGACAAUUCAAAGGUAUAUUUUAAAUUUUAACAAAAUGGCCUGCCCUUGCAAUAGAUUACAAUGUGAUGGAUCUAAAAUGUGGAUUAUUAUUUGCUCCAAUAUCUACCUAUAGAAAUUCCUCUUCUAAUUAAGUAAUGCAAUGUUCUGAAUUCUGGAGAUUGGGCUGUUUAGGAACCUGUUAUUUGCAAAAUGAGCGUAAAAGCCUUAAGUUAUUGUCUCCUUUUCUGUAUUGUCAAGAUUCCUCCUCCCACCAGCCACCGCCUUUAAAGUAGGCUUCUUAUUCAUUCCAUUAUCAUCUUAGAUGCAGUCUACACAUGCAAGCCCUGCAAACAGAAUCCACAUCAGAUCUCACAGGGCUCCUGCAGAACCUCUAUAUUCACUGCAUCUUGUACAUGAGAAAUACCAGUGUGGUAAUCCCAGCACCUACUUGCCCAAUUGUUUAGCACACAGGGCACUAAAGUAUUUUUCUUCCAGCCUUA